Messenger RNA from Nanorana parkeri, 1383 nucleotides. It is a transcript of the gene ALKBH5, whose product is annotated as alkB homolog 5, RNA demethylase. Gene Ontology annotation, molecular function: oxidative RNA demethylase activity. The coding region runs from base 29 to 946 and encodes 305 amino acids. Gene Ontology annotation, biological process: mRNA export from nucleus; mRNA processing. Lineage: Eukaryota; Metazoa; Chordata; Amphibia; Anura; Dicroglossidae. The transcript has 5 exons. Gene Ontology annotation, cellular component: nucleus. The record is from RefSeq and is a predicted model, not a curated record.
CCCCGCCCCCCUUCCCCAGAACCCAGCCAUGUCCGCCAGCGGCUACAGCGAUCUGCGCGAGAAGCUGCAGUCCCGGGAGGUGAAGAAGAGGAAGCAGCCGGCCUCGGACACGGAGGACGAAGAGGCGGAGCUGGAAGAGGAGGAGGAGGCGCGGAAGGUGCGGAGCGGGAUCCGAGGGGAGGGCUACACGUACGGGGCCCAGCUACAGAGAAGGGGCCCGGGCCAGGAGCGCCUCUACCCCAAGGGUGACGUGGAUGAUAUCCCGGACUGGGUGCACGAGCUGGUCAUCCGUCGCCUGGUGGAGCACCGCCUCAUCCCCGACGGCUUCGUAAACAGCGCUGUUAUCAAUGACUACCAGCCCGGAGGUUGUAUAGUCUCCCACGUGGACCCCAUCCACAUCUUCGAGCGGCCCAUCGUCUCAGUGUCCUUCUUCAGCGACUCAGCCCUGUGCUUUGGCUGCAAGUUUCAGUUCAAGCCCAUCCGCGUGUCUGAGCCGGUGCUCUUCUUGCCUGUGCACAGGGGCAGCGUCACCUUGCUCAGUGGGUACGCAGCAGAUGAAAUCACACACUGCAUUAGACCACAAGACAUAAAGGAGAGACGCGCUGUGGUAAUACUUAGAAAAACUAGAUCAGAGGCUCCACGCCUGGAAAAGGCCCUUAGUGGUAAUUAUCACCCUGAAAAACUGUCUGGGAACAACAAGCAGCAUAUCCUGAAACCAAAACGCUCCCACCGCAAAGCUGAUCCUGACGCAGCACACAGACCUCGUGUUCUUGAAAUGGAUAAAGAAGAAAACCGAAGAUCUGUAGUUUUACCAAAACCAAGGAGAAGGAGCAUAGUCAGCUCUGAGAACUAUUGGAGGAGGCCCUACGAGUACGUGGACAACCACACAGACACGGGGGAGGACGAGGGAAGCCCGGCCCGGAAAGUAAAAAUGAGGCGACACUGAGGAAGCUCUUCCACGGACUCCGGUCCCCAGUCACUGGACUGUGGAACUACCUGUAUAUUUGGGUUCUUUUUUUUUUUUUUUUUUUCCCCCCCUCCGCCAAGGCGGCAUUGGAAGACGCGGUCUCUUCUGUAAAUCAAUGCAACGUGUUUUUGGAUCCAGUCUUUCCCACUUUCCGCCAUCUUUUUCUGACGUGCGUUCGAGUUUAUGCCAGCAGAGGAGCCUUCUCAGAAAAAAGGGGGGAGCGAGCAGCCAUCGUGUUCAGCGUUGAUCCUCCUUUGCUGAUGGUUUACAAGCUGCCUAUUGGCUGGAGAUGGAGAGCAGCUUGAAUGGCACUGAAGGAAAGUACUGUAUAUGCUGAAAGUGAAAGAUGCCAGCUCUCUCAAGGAACACUUUGACAACGUUAAAGUUUUUUUGUUUUUUUUUUGGUUCAACAGUUU